This is a messenger RNA of Boleophthalmus pectinirostris (great blue-spotted mudskipper), 10669 nucleotides long. It is a transcript of the gene rgs19, whose product is annotated as regulator of G protein signaling 19. Lineage: Eukaryota; Metazoa; Chordata; Actinopteri; Gobiiformes; Gobiidae. Bases 256 to 1005 code for a protein of 249 amino acids. The record is from RefSeq and is a predicted model, not a curated record. The transcript has 5 exons.
GCGAGCCAGCCAGGGCGGUGAUCGGAGUGGGCUCUCUCUCCGCGUCUCUCGGCACAGUCUGUGGGAAAAACCCGAGCGGCGGAGGGGGAGGAGGCGGUUACACGGACUCGCUCUCCCCGGUCCAGCGGCACCAGCGGCGGACGGCACGGUGCGCACGAAACCCCGGCCUCCUCCGUCAUUACGCGGAGCGAAAAAACGCACCCGAAGCGGCGGUGCGAAGCGGUAGAGGAAGCGACGAAGAGAAGCAGCAUACGGAUGUGCCUCCGAAAACGCAACGGAUACCGCCCUCCGGACCUUCUUCAUGCCGAAAUUUACACAGGUCCGGUCCCGGGCGAGCGAGGGGGCGAGGCCAUGGGGGGCGGGCGCACUGAGACCUCUGCUCUGAGCGGGACAGGAGGGGGGCGGGCCAUCACCACUACCCAUAAUUCCCAGCGACCCAACGCCUGCUGCUUCUGCUGGUGCUGCUGCUGUAGCUGCUCAUGUGUCACUUUCAGGAACGAAGAGGAACGCAGGAAACGGAGGAGGAGGAAGAGGAUAUCACAGGACACAAAGAUGGAGACCAUACCAAACUGUGAAGCUUGCACCAAACCAUCAGUGGAGGAGAUGCGCCUUUGGUCCCAGUCUUUUGAUAAACUGAUGAAGAACCCGGCCGGUCGAAACGUGUUCCGGGAGUUCCUGCGCACAGAGUACAGUGAGGAGAACAUGCUGUUUUGGUUGGCCUGUGAAGACCUCAAGCAGGAGAUGAACAAAAACACCAUCGAGGAGAAGGCCCGCUCCAUAUACGAGGACUACAUCUCCAUACUGUCCCCCAAAGAGGUGAGUCUGGAUGCCCGGGUGCGAGAGGUGAUCAACAAGAAGAUGCAGGAGCCAACGCCGCACACAUUUGAAGACGCCCAGCUGCAGAUCUACACUCUAAUGCACAGGGACUCCUACCCACGCUUCCUCUCCUCCAGCAUCUACAAGUCCCUGGUCCACGGGGGCUCGCGGACCUCCUCAGAGUCCUAGUCCCCAGUCCAAGUCCUGGUCCUGGUCGGGAUCUAGACUUUAGCUCCCUACGUUCACUCCUGCAAGACUGAUCACACAGCUUCUAGAAGGUUCUGAAACACUCCUAGAUUUUCACCCCUUCUUUUAAAUGUUUGGAAUUUUAGAAUAUGAAAUUUGCCCUUAAAGUCUAGUCACCAGUCAUGUUAUAUUAGCGUUCAGAUGUAUUUUUUUGAAAACCCCUAAAAGUGUUGAUUUUCAUUCUAUUCUUAUUUUCCAUACAAUGCAAUACCCAGUGCAGUAUUGCUCAAAAGUGUCUCAAAAAUCUAUUGUUUUGACUCUACAAACCAAUAUCUAAACUUCUAAAUUGUAUAGAUUAUUUAAGAUGACAGUACUGAAUCAAACUGCAGUAUGUCACAUGACUGUUAGUACUAGUACUAAACUUGCAGUAUUUCAGCAAAACUGCUAUAAAAUUAUGUCGUAUUAAAGGUGCACUGUGUAACGUUUCUGAUAGGUGGAUCCUCUACCUGAACGUCUCCGUGGAGAUGUAAAGCUAUGCCUGGAAUUUUCCAUGUUUGUCAUUACUGAUACUUUGCAGCUCAUCAUCAACACUCUCUGGGUGUGUGAAGCUAACUGAAAGCACUGCUCUGUUAGACGCUCUGUUACUCAAAUUAAAAUUAUUAUUCAGAGCAGUAUUUUUAACAAAAUCUGACCAGAAAUUGUUGACUUGAUUGGAACAUGUGAACCAAUGUGUGCAUUGUGUCACUAUGGUGUGUAAAACCCCUCAGUUGUCCAGGUAGAAUCCAUGGCAAAAGGAGAAAUUCAAUUUGUCAACUGGACAAAGGUUUAUUUGGUCGACUGUUUCGCAGCUCAUCCAAGCUGCUUAUUCAGUUCAGUUCUUCAAUCCAGAGGUGUGAAAGCACCAUUAUGGCCCUGAAUGAUUCUGCUAAUACGACCCCACACUCAGUGCAGUUCAAUAGGCCCAACUAACUAAAAGAAACUGUAAACGGGUGGGUGUGUUAGUUUCAGAGUAGUUUCAGUGUAGCUAUCUCCUCCCUUCAGGCAGAUAUAAGGAAGUGUCCACCAGUGUCUGACCAGAACUGAAGAAGCAGCUUAGAUGAGCAGCAAAACGUAUUUGACCAAAUCAACUUUUGUCCAGUUGACAAAUUGAAUUUCUCCUUUUGCCGUUGUGUCACCAUAGUAACUGCUGAACAUUCCACGAUAGAGAUACAUGUAUACAGUGGCAGAGAUAGCAAUUGGGAGCCCUAGGCGAACUCAAGUUUGGGGCCCUCACUAUAAUGCACAAUAUAAUGCAUCAUUUAUUAUCUGUUUUUCCUCAUUGUUCUUGAGACGUGCACAUCUCUAUUUAUUUGAAUUAUGGUGGAUUAGAAACUUCCUAGAGCUGAAAGUAGUUUUAUUUUUUGUUACUACAAUUACAUUUUUGUUACGACUCUCAUUUAAUGUCAUGUUGAGAGAAAAUCAAAUUGCUCUGAGGCCUCGGUGAUCAGUGGUACUGAGGGCAAUUGGUUGGGAGCCCCUCCAGGUUUGGGGCCCUGUGUAGCUGCCUCUUUUGCCUAAUGGUAGCACCACCUCUGCAUGUGGAACACCCCGAUCUUGAUGUCACUGCAAAGUAUCAAUACUUAGAGCUCAAAACAUGCACUCUUACUGUGACGUGAUCUGACUUGUAACUUGAGGUAGUGGUGUCUCCUACUUGUCUCCAUGGAGACAGAUAAGUUUAAUGCCAGGUGAUGGAUUAUAGUUCAGAAAAGUUGCACAGUGCAUCUUUAUGUUAUAACUAAUAGUUAGGACAGAUCUAAAUCCGUGUAUCAUUCGUUCAUUCAUUUUUCAAUAUAAAACCAAAUUUAAGAAAACAAAAAAACAACUGUUUACUUCAUUAUUUGUCUCCAAAACCAACAUGAAAAGAAUGGAUAACGAUUCAGUUUUUCAGUUUUCGAUUUUGUGCUUAAAUGAAUAAUGAAAACAAAAAAAACAGAUAACGUUUACGUGACUUUAACUGUGAUGCCGGACUGAACCAGGACUAAAACAAGACUAAACCAGGACUAAACCGUUUUCAAUCCUGGUCUCAGUCCUGGUCUGGUCCCAGUCUCAGUCCUGAUCUGGUCCUAGUUUCAGUCCUGAUCUGGUCCUAGUCUGGUCCCGGCCUCAGUCCCGGUCUCAGUCCUUGUCUCACUCCUGGUCUCAGUCCUGGUCUCAGUCCCUGUCUGGUCCAGGAUCUGGUUUAGUCUGGUUUAGUCCUGGUUCAGUCUGUAUGCAGCGCAAAAGUCCGGCUUCAUAGUUUAAGUCACGGAAACGGGAAACGGCCGUUAUCCAUUUUUUCCAUUAUUCAUUUAAACACAAAAUCGAAAACUGAAAAAACAAAUCGUUAUCUGUUUUUUUUCAUUUUCUGUUUUAUCUGUUUUGGAGACAAAUAAUGAAGAAAGUAGUUGUUUUUUUUCAUUCUCUUUUUUUUGGUUUUAUAUUGAAAAAUGAAUGAAUGAAUGACAUACGGAUUGAUCGAGUUAUUGCAUCUAUCUUGCAUAUAAAAUCCAGUAUCCAUUUUUUAUAAACCCUUGAACCGAUCAGUAUACUUUCACUGCCUCAAAACGAUCCCUUGCGGACAUCCUCAUAACUUAUUAUUAACGUUUUAUUUUGGGAGACGGUCCUUGAAUUUCACUGGGAGAAAACGGAAGAUGCAUCUGUGCCAUGGAUUCUACGCGAAUUCCAACCCACCAAUCACCUUUAAGAGAUUUGGUCAGUGGUGGACAGGCUCCGCCCACUUUCUCUCUCGCCUUAUUUUAUGAAUGGUCAUUUUUGGGACAUGUACGAACAAUUUGUCAUUCCUUUUUGUGAUUUUUUCAUAUUUCCGUAACUGGAAAACUCACAGGGUGCUCAUCCAUUUCCCUUUACUCAAAAACAGCAAAAAGUUUUUAUUUUGAGUUUUUAGAUUUUUUUUUUUUUUACUUUUUUUUUUUUUUUUUGGCUGGAGAGAACCACACAGACUAUUGGAUGGAUUCAACUUCCUUCCGACUACUGAUUUACAAAAAAGGACAUCUAUUUUUUAAAGGAAAACUAUUAUAUGUGACAAUUGAAUAAUAUUUACGUUUUAGUUUGUUUAAUUUUUGUUUCUCCCACUCUCCAAUUCCUGGAUUUUUUAUUUUUUUUUUUAUUUUGUUUUUUCGCCAGAAUCAAAAAGACUUGUGAGAAAUUGUACUGAUUUUCAUUGAACGCACCAAACACGUCGCAAUAAUCACUGGAGCUUACGAAAACAUACACUCUUACUUGUGUUACUGUACUCAAUGGCUACAAUUUGAUUUAAUUGAACAUUUUUUGAAACAAUUACACAAUAUUAUAUUUAUUUUAUUAUGUGCUGCAGUGCGUUAAGCGUUCACCCACUUAACCAGAUGGUAACAGUUGUGGUUACCCAAAUUGACAACAAAUAAGACCAUUCUUUGAUUCAAAAUGUAGAAAAUAUUACAAUUGAUUGUGGUAAUUGUCAUCUGAAAAUAGUUAAUCUUGCAAUAUACAUUUUUUUUUUCACUUUCAUCGGUACUUCUAAUAGUUUUACUGCUUUGACUACUACUGAAAAGAAUUACAAUCCACUGUGGACCCUUUAAAAAGCUGUAAACAAAAACUAAAUAUCGUAAUGGAGGCAACUGGAGGCAAAAGUGAAGUAGAACAUGAUGUGAUUUCAAAGGGAAAACCCGAAUUAAUGAUUACGGAAUAUCACAAAAUAUGAAAAGUCAAGGGGAAUUUCCUCAAAAGAAAACCUCUGGGAUCCACGUGAAUGAUCAGAUCCUGGUUUGGAAACAUUUACAAUUGUGUUUGACCUUAUUUUUAAGAAGAGAUACACACAGAGAGACACUCAUAUUUAUACACAAUUCAGAUUUUUAUUUUUUAUUUUUUUGGACAUUCCUUACAGAAAAAACUGAGUCCACUACAGUUUGUCACUUCAUCUACAGAAAUAUUACACAUUUCAUCAUAAAUUACUUUACUUUUUGUGACGCUCAAAUAUAAUUUUGAGGUUAGAAAACAGUAUUUUUCCAGCCCUGUUAACAGAGAAGCAAAGUAACUUAAUAUGUGCACCAUGGGAAUUCAAAACGUGUUUAUUUUUUGUUAUAAUGUCCGAUCCAAUCCACUUUAUUUAUACAGAAUAGCACAUUUCAGAAACAAGACUGUUUCCAAAGUUUAAUGAGAUUCAUUUGGUCUUCUGAUAUUUUAUGUUAUUAGGUUCUUUUUUCAAACCAAGAGUUUGUUUUCAUACCUGACAGUUUUGACUGCUCACUCAUGGCCUUCCUCAGAGUCACGUGAUGUUGCUGUGACAUUGCCUCUUUAAUCCAGCAGCGAUGUCUGUUUUCCUCUGUGAUGGAGCAAACAUCAUUGGGACAGAGAAAAACAAACAUCGCCGCUGGAUUAAAGAGGCAAUCAAAAUACGUAAACGAGCCCACGGGACUAUAAACUGGGACGAGGGGGCUUUUUUACUCUCACACACCUGGGAUACUGUCCUGAGGAAGUCAGACUGCAGAUGGCGCUGUCGUCCUGCCUCCACCUGUAGGAAGACAGCGCCAAAACCUAUUUAAAUCAGCUGAUCGAACACGUCACAGCAACAUCAUGUGACUCUGAGGAAGACCACAGGGAGCAGUCGAAACUGUCAGGUAUGAAAACAAACUCUUGGUCCGUAAAAAGAACCUAAUAACAUGUUUCCAAAGUGCUGCACAAUACAGAUAAAGCAGAUUCAAUAGAAAUAUAAACUAAAAGCUCUAUUUAACUCUACUAGUCCUCAUUAAGACAAUAACAUAAAUAGUAAAACAAAACCAUCAGCAUUUAGGUCUGGUAAUCUGUUAAUCAUUGUGAAUAUAUUAUGUCAGCUUCAUUUUGCCUCCAGGAUUUUGAACAUUCUGAUGACAGGAUUUUAAAGGAUCUAUUCAAAUGAACUAACUUCAAAUGAACUAACUUAAAAAGUAUUUUGAAACAGGUGGUACUGAAUAUAUGGGGGUCUAGGUGUCAUCCCCCAGGAAUUUUUUAUUAAUAAUUUCCUGUAAAUUUAACAUACCAUUUAUUAUAAUCGCUACACAAAUGGUAUAGAUGGAGGUAGUUUGUUUUUUUUUAAAUACAUAUUUUAUUAGAAUUUGUAUUACGAAAGCUUGGACAUGCAAUUACUGAUUCUGCCCCAAUGCGUGUUCAGUUUAAUGUGUAAACUAUUCUAACUAAUUCUUGUAUUUUUGGAGUUUUCGUCAGCAAAAUUCGUAUGUUUAAACCAGAGGUGUCCAAACUUUUUUCAUCAAGGGCCACGUAUCAAAACGCAGAUGACGCAGAGGGCCGAUCGAGAGCCAUAGACUGCUGCUCAAUACAGUGAAUAAUUGAAAUAUUUGCAUGUUUAACACAUUAGAAUGAGCCGUCAGACUUUAUUCAUGCUAAGAUUCUUAAAACCACACACUAAAUAUUAAUUAUUAGCUUUAUCAAGGUAAAUUUUCAAAAAACUUGCAGAAAAAUUUUUUUUUUUUGUUGAUGCAAGGUAAUUUGGGCCAAUUCACCUGGAAGCCUGAGGGCCAAGAAAAAUUUGUCCGAGGGCCGCAUUUGGCCCUCGGGCCAUAGUUUGGACAUGCCUGGUUUAAACUAUAUAUUCUCCUCAAAUUUCACACGGUCAUGAAUCAAAAUAGGGCCAGCAUGAAAGGAAAACUAGUCCCACUCAGAGUCCAAAUUUUACUAAAAAAAUCUCGCUUAGUUUUCUUCUAUUUUCACGAAGUUUAUAAUCUUAAUUUCUGGCAAGCAUCUGUAGAGGUAUUGCUAUAACUUACCUAGCGACCAUAACGUUGUCAAAAUUGUGCAAUAGUUAUAAUUAGACUAAGAAAAAUACAUGUUUAUUUUGUUAAAUAAAGGGUACAUUUUUGGUUGGAGUUUCGGUGUCGAUAGCAUCGGUAAAACUCAGCGCCACUUCCUGUAUUUCUGUACUUUUCUUCUUGUCUUUUUUACCCACAAACUGCAACUUAACGGAUGUAAAACGGUGAUAAAUAUUUACCACAGGUACUAAACCACAAAACCAAGUAAUAAUAAUAAUUAGAAAACAUGAAAAUCGGAUCAUUUGCACUUUAAGUAUAAUUUAAUAACCGCAUUUUCUUUUUUUUAAAAAUAGUGUUACACCAAAAAGUUAAUUUAUGCUUAAUUAAACGCCAUGUAGAAUACAGUAACACAAAUGUCCUACACGCACACGUCCAAUCACAGGCACUGCUGCUGACGACCUCUGCCUCUGUGACCUCUCACCUCUGACCUCACCACUGUUUGGCUGCCUGCUCGAACGCCACCUCCUGAUUGGCUGCAGGGUCCGCCGGGUUGGGACGUGGUUGGUCGAUUCAGGAAGGGGAGUGGGAGGAAAUCCCAGGUGCAAAAAAUAUAUAUAUAAAGAUACAGUAUAUAUGAUGAAAUGCGUUUAGAAAUAUAUUUGAAAAUGGAGCAGACAGGAGAGGAAAGGUGGAUUGAAUGUAUAGUCCGUAUAUACUGUACGUCCCUGGGUCUCUGCGAGGUCGUUUUCUGCCUAAAAACUGCCAACGCUGUAGUUUUGACCUCUACGAACAUGUUCUGAAAUGCACGAUAUUCUUGUAUUAGUUCAGAUUUCCGUCUUCUCUGAAAUAUUAACGCUCCUCGAUGUGUUUAGAAUGUGCACUGUGUACAAAAUGUUGAUUUAAAAACCAAAAAAAAAAAGGCAAAUCUUAACACAAUUUUGGCAUACGUGAGACAAAAAGCAACAGUUGAGUGUCUAGUUAUACUGUAGAGUCCAGGCCAAACCAGAGAAUCAUCUUGACUGAAAAUAUUAAAGGUGCAAUGUGUAACUUUUCACUGGUGGGGGAUUUAAUAAUAAUAAUAAUAUUGUUUUACACUUUUAAUGAGGUGUACGGGCUUAUAAAUGACACUGUAGGCUUUUGUCAUUCUCUUCAUACUUGCUGGUUAUAUCCUCCUGAGACCUGAAGAAAAAAAGCGUAUUGCAAUUUUGUGAUUUUCUCGCUAGUUGGAGGUAAAUGAACACCUUAGCAUUCAGAUUUUGUCCAUUUUAUUUUUAUUUAUAAUUUUAUAACUUGUCCUCUGUAAUGUACGUCAGGGACAUUUUGUUGACAUGUUGUUAAAAGGCCCAUCUCAUGCAAAAUCAACUUCUCAGAGCUUUCUACUUUCUAAGAGUGACGUGUGGGCCUUGUAUAUGUAGCUGAAGUGGUUUUUAGAUUGAUUUGGCGUUUUUUUAACAAAUUGACGUAGAAGAAGGCGCUUUGUACCCGCCCCCGUCCCCGCUCCACCCCUCCUCCACCCCACAUCGACUGACAAUUCCCACAUAAAUACCUAAACAAAAGCGACAGCAUAAGCUCAUUGUUCUACACUGCAGUGUACACAAUAUAAUAAGUUUAUCUACUAGUGUUUAUUAAAACUUUACCAAUGCUGAUGUCGACGCGGUGCUUGCGCUUCGUGCACCUCAAAGUCCUCGUCCGAUUCCAGGUCCAACACAUGCAGCUGAACGCGCUGUAUCUCCUUGAUGAAUAAAAGUUUAUUCCUACCGCUAUCAGGGCGCACGCCUGUCUCCCCCUCCCUCCCUGAGAUGGGCGGAGGAAGGGCGGCUCACUCAGAGCCUACGUCACGUUUGGAGGGUGGAGCCUGUGCUUUCUCAGGACGGGCGGGGGGAUGAGCAAUAGUCGGCCUUUCAUAGUUCCUGGUCUGUGACUGUCUCCAAGAAAUCAAUAAGAUUUCAUAACUAUUGUGUAAUGGAUGUUCCAAAGCCCAAAUUGUGCUUGUAUAUGUGCAGAAGAUACAAUGUGAAAAGAGUUAUUUUGCAUGAGAUGUUCCCUUUAAAUCUAUGUGACGUUAACCUAACAAAUCUUUUGAUAUUUUUUUGAUCAUUUCUGACAAGCUUCUACAGUCGCCUCAAAAGGUUUUUAGACUCCCUUUUAAUUUCUUAAUUUUUUUUGUCAUAUUGCAGCCACAAACUAACUCCUUUUGAGUUCAUUUUUUAUCCUGGACAUGAUAGUGCUGUAGCCUAUAAUCCCCCAGCCCUAUUUAAGCAAAGGACCCUAGUCCACCCAUUAAGAGUCUGUCUCAAACCACUUAAAAGACAGACUGGUAAACUCAGUGUCCACUAUAAAGGACUCAAAUGAACAGGCCGGGUCUCAGGAGGAUAUACUUGUACUUCUGUAGCCUCAGCAGUCACUUUUAAGAGUUUGUAUUGUGGGUGAAGCGUUUCGACCCAAAUCAUCUCGACCCAAAAUCAUCCAGCUGUGGACACAAACGGGCGUUCCUGUGUGGAUGGGGGCUCCGUUCCUCGUCACUGUCAACAUCCGGAUUAACAGAUUUCGAUAGAUAGUUAAGUUUUCUCAAAGCAAAGUUUCAAAGUAACAUCUAGUUAUAGAGUAAACGUGAGCAAACUAAGCCAAAUGCAUAACACGUGUCCAGUUACAUCUUAAGCAACUUCAUUUACGUUUAGGACCUAGCACAGGCAGACUUUAACUAGAGGUCUGCACGGGACAGAAUUUUCGGUCCCGCUCCCGCAAAGAAUUGUAAUUUUCAGACCUGCUCCUGCCUGCAUCUGCAAUAUUUUGUCCCGCUCCUGACCGCAAGUCCCGCAAGAUGGGAACGUUCGCUUUCUUAAGCUCUCUCAAACACUGAGAAGCGGAAAGGAAUUGUCUAAAAUGUGCGCGAGAUUAGACCACGUACGCAAAUUUAGGCUGACGUUAUACCCAGUAGUGCUUGUGAAACUGCACUACCAGGAAUGCCUAAUCUGUGUUCUUGUGUCACGACGUCAGCUGGACCCUUCGCUCUUGCCCAUGAACACAACACAACUUUGUCCGAAAGAGAAUCUGUCCUCUAAAGUUCAGAUUGUGGGACCACUGCUCCAACCACUGAGCCACUACCGCGCCACGAGUCUUCCUUCUGUCUCUCUGUUGUUAUACGUUGCCUGAAAUGUUCCACAGUACGGCAUUUAAUCUAUUUGCCUUUAUUUAAUUCAACUACAAACGUUUUAUUUAUUUGUAUUCACACAUUUUGACAUUUUAUUGCCAAAAAUACACUUUGAAAAACAUGCCCUUUUCCUGUAAGUGGGCUCACCUCUCCAUAGAUCUGACCUGUAACUUGACCCUGCUUGUCUCCAUGGAUAUUUAGACUUGGACAAAAUGUAUUCACCCACAAGGGAAAUGACUUGGACAAACAGGAGCUCGCGCAACACAGAGUACGUUUAGUAGUUUAAUUCAGAAGUUUAACGCCGAUUGUGGAACAUUCCGGGCAAAGCAAUGACAUCUCCAUGGAGACGAGCAAGCGGCAGACCCUCCACCAGCAAGGUUACACAAUGCAGCUUUAAAUAGUUGAAUGUAUUGUGCGCAGAAGCCUUAUCCACACACGUAAUAGACGGACUCGCUUUGUCUCCUGUCUGCUCUCGACAGAAUAUAUGUGAAUGGGAUGACCAGUACUUCACGGGAAUUAUGGGAAAUGUAGUUACCAAUGUUAGCGGUUAUCUGCAGAGGCAGACAACACAACUAAAUACAGAAGAAAAAAAUAAUAAAAGUUUUAAAAAAUAUAUAUAUAUAUAUGGAAGAUGUCUAGGUCUUGUCCAGACUGGUGACUCUGAAUGCAUUUAUCUUAGUAUUGUUAAUGUUAUUUAUUUUAUAUUUUGUUAAAACUGUGAUUUUAAUUGUACAUAUAUAAACAAACUUUGAACAUGCAA